Molecule: messenger RNA, 2118 nt
Organism: Trichophyton verrucosum HKI 0517
Lineage: Eukaryota; Fungi; Ascomycota; Eurotiomycetes; Onygenales; Arthrodermataceae
Exons: 3
Coding region: 1-2118 (705 amino acids)
Biological process (GO): mitochondrial translation; arginyl-tRNA aminoacylation
Cellular component (GO): mitochondrion; cytoplasm
Molecular function (GO): ATP binding; arginine-tRNA ligase activity
Source: RefSeq, a predicted model, not a curated record
AUGCACCAGCAACUCCUUCGAAGCUCUUUAACUGUAUACUCCGGCAUAUUCAAGCCUCGAAUCAGCAUAUCAAGUUUCUCCAGCUACUGUCGGCUGCUGCCACGCAACCUGGGUCGAAGUCGAACCCCACCACCAUACAUCGACAGGCGCGGGACGACUCUAUCAUUGACUACGGCUACUCGUCCGGUAUUAACCAUGGCUUCAGACGCUAUUCCUUCUAUUGCGAGUCUGUCGAUUCAGUCCGUUAGCUCGGAGGUGUCGAGUUAUCCCAAUUGCUACCCUGCUUUCAACCCAGUGGACAAGUACCGCGCGCAUAUUGCAGAGUUGGUCGCAGAAGCUUCAGGGCUGGAACCGGCGUUUGUCUAUACCAAGAUACUAUGGACAAAUAUGCUGGACAAGGGUGACUUGAUUCUCCCUAUAAAGGGCAAAAAGCCACAAGAAAUUGCGGCGGAUAUCGCUGCCAAAUUUCCGAAAUCUGACCUGAUUGAACCACCAGUCGUCGUUGGUGCGCAUCUUCAGUUCUUUUACAGCCAUAGACCUAUGACCGAAAACGUGAUCCGCUCGAUUUUGGCAAACAAAGACGCAUAUGGAAGCAAUCCAAACGUCGGUCUACGAGAUCAAAGAGAUGCAAGCAAAGGAAAGAAGAAACUCGUGGUAGAGUUCUCGUCCCCAAAUAUUGCGAAGCCUUUCCACGCCGGACAUCUUCGAAGUACCAUCAUUGGUGGAUUUAUUGCCAACCUAUACACAAUUCUAGGAUGGGAAGUUCUCAAAAUCAACUACCUUGGAGACUGGGGAAAGCAGUAUGGCCUGCUUGCCAGCGGAUACGAAAAGUAUGGCAGCGAAGAGGAGCUUCUGAAGGACCCCAUCAACCACCUAUUUGAGGUCUAUGUGAAGAUCAACCAAGACGUAGCUGCACAGGAAGGCCCGAUAAAGGAGCUCAAGGAGCAGAUCAAAGCCAAAAAGGAGAAGAAUGAAGAUGUCACGGAGUUGGAGAAGAAGCUCGAGCCACUAGUCGAUGCAAGCUAUGAUGAGCAGGCCCGUCGAUACUUCAAGAGCAUGGAAGACGGAGAUGAGAAAGCACUUGAACUGUGGCGGCGAUUCCGAGAUCUCAGUAUUGACAAGUACAAGCAGACAUAUGCUCGGCUGAACAUCGAUUUUGAUGUUUACUCUGGAGAGUCCCAAGUCAAGGACGAAAGCAUAAAGAAAUCCUACAAGGCCAUGGAGAACGCGGGUGUCUCGGAAAGCUCAGAAGGCGCUGUCAUCAUCGAUUUUGCAAAACACGGGGCAAAGAAGCUUGGAAAGGCCAUCGUGAUCCGAAAGGAUGGAACGCCGCUCUAUCUCACACGAGACAUUGCUGCUAUCGUUGAGCGAGACGACGAAUACCAGUUCGAUAAGAUGAUCUACGUUGUAGCUGCUCAGCAGGAGCUUCACCUUGCCCAGCUGUUCAAGACAACAGAGUUAGUUGGAAAGAAGGAUCUGGCAAACCGUUGUGAGCAUAUCAGCUUCGGUAUGGUUAGGGGAAUGAGCACUCGAAAAGGAACAGUCAAGUUCCUAAACGAUAUUCUAAAGGAUGUUGGAGAAAAAAUGCACGAGGUCAUGCAAAAGAACCAAGCCAAGUACGAGCAGAUCGAAGAUCCAGUGGCAACCGCCGAUGUUCUUGGAAUAACGUCAGUGAUGGUGCAGGAUAUGAGCGGUAAACGGAUCAACGGGUAUGAGUUCAACCUAGAGAACAUGACCUCGUUCGAGGGUGACACAGGGCCAUACCUGCAAUACGCACACGCGCGUGUCUGCUCUGUGACCAGAAAGGCCGAGAUCAACCCGGAAGAACUAGGCAGUGCAGACCUCAGUUUACUUACAGAGUCGCAUGCCGUCGACCUAGUCCGCCUACUCGCCCAGUGGCCGGACGUGGUAUUCAAUGCCUCCAAGACGCUGGAGCCUUGUACAAUACUGACAUAUUUGUUCCGAAUGACACACAUGCUGAGUUCCGGCUAUGAUGUCUUGAAGGUCGUGGGCAGCGAGCCGGAGGUGAAGAUGGCGAGAAUGGCGCUUUAUGAGUCCGCCCGUCAAGUCCUCCAUAAUGGCAUGCGGCUUCUGGGUUUGAACCCUGUCAAGCGGUGA